Acipenser ruthenus (sterlet) is the source of this 3160-nucleotide messenger RNA. RefSeq names its product excitatory amino acid transporter 5-like. Gene Ontology annotation, cellular component: plasma membrane. The transcript has 11 exons. NCBI's taxonomy places the organism in Eukaryota, Metazoa, Chordata, Actinopteri, Acipenseriformes, Acipenseridae. The record is from RefSeq and is a predicted model, not a curated record. The coding region runs from base 206 to 1927 and encodes 573 amino acids. Gene Ontology annotation, molecular function: L-glutamate transmembrane transporter activity; glutamate:sodium symporter activity; neutral L-amino acid transmembrane transporter activity. Gene Ontology annotation, biological process: L-glutamate transmembrane transport.
GAGGGGGGUGCCUGGGGUAGGAGGGACAGCAGAUAGAGCCUGGAAAGGAUGAUAAUCACUCAGUCCUGCUCAGUUAGAGGGCUGCUUGGUUGAAAAAGCCAAAAGUACUUUGGAAGAGGUGAGCUUCGUUUUCCUCUCUCUCUGCCCCUCUCGCUGGCUCACGUACAUAUAUGGGGUGUUGAUCUGUCCAGGCUGGGAUAUUGCAAUGGCUGUAGCUUUGGAUGCCGUGUGGAUUCGGGUCAAGGACGUGUGCAAAAGGAACGGGCUGCUGAUCCUCUCUGUGCUUUCUGUCAUCAUCGGAUGCCUCCUGGGGUUCUUCCUCCGGACGAGGCGGCUCUCCGAACAGGAGGUGAAAUAUUUUCAGUUCCCGGGAGAGCUCUUGAUGCGGAUGUUGAAAAUGCUCAUUCUCCCUCUGGUCGUUUCCAGUUUGAUGUCGGGACUGGCGGCGUUGGACGCCAAGGCCUCCAGUCGUCUGGGCAUCAUCACCAUCUCCUACUACCUGUGGACCACGUUCGUGGCGGUGGUGGAGGGCAUCAUCCUGGUGUCCAUUAUCCACCCUGGGGGUGCUGCCCAGAAGGAGAGCACAGCGGACAGCGGCAGACCCAUCAUGAGCUCCGCCGACGCGCUUCUCGAUCUCAUCCGCAACAUGUUUCCAGCAAACCUGGUUGAAGCCACCUUUCAGCAGUACCGGACGAAGAUCAUCCCAAUCAUGAAGUCCCCAAAGGCAGCGGCAAUCACUGAGACCACGACUCGCCGCCUCGUCAUCUACGGGAUCCAGGGCGACAACGGGAUGGACAUCCAGAACUUCUCCCUGGACCUCACCCCCCCUCCCGAGAUCAUCUUCCACUCCCUGCCCGGGAGCAGCGACGGCAUGAACGUGCUGGGGAUCGUCAUCUUCUCCGCUACCAUGGGUAUAAUGUUGGGAAGGAUGGGAUCCAAUGGCAGUCCCCUGGUCAACUUCUGUCAAAGCUUAAACGAAGCCGUGCUGAAGAUUGUCGCAGUAGCUACCUGCUACUUCCCCUUUGGCAUCGUGUUCCUGAUUGCUGGUAAGAUCCUGGAAAUGGACGACCCCACAGCUAUUGGUAAGAAGCUGGGUUUCUACGCCAUCACUGUGGUGCUGGGGCUGGUCUUGCAUGGCCUCUUCAUCCUGCCCAGCAUGUACUUCUUCAUCACCAAGAAGAACCCCAUCGUCUUCAUCAGGGGCAUUCUCCAGGCCUUGCUCAUUGCGCUGGCCACGUCAUCCAGCUCCGCCACGCUGCCUAUCACCUUCAAGUGCCUGCUGGAGAACAACCACAUCGACAGGCGCAUCAUCCGCUUUGUGCUGCCCGUCGGAGCCACCAUCAACAUGGACGGCACGGCGCUGUACGAGGCUGUGGCCGCCAUCUUCAUUGCACAGGUCAACAACUACGAGCUCGACUUCGGGCAGAUCAUCACCAUCAGUAUCACAGCAACGGCUGCAAGUAUUGGAGCUGCUGGCAUUCCUCAGGCUGGCCUGGUUACCAUGGUGAUCGUGUUAACAUCGGUCGGCUUACCAACUGAUGACAUCACUCUGAUUAUCGCCGUGGAUUGGGCGUUGGACAGGUUCAGGACCAUGAUCAAUGUGAUGGGGGAUGCCCUGGCCACCGGGAUCAUGGCUCAUGUCUUCAGGAGAGAAUUCACCAAGAAGCCCUGUGAUGAGGUCCCUCUGAUCUGCGAGACCAAGCCCAUGAUCAGCAUUCAGCAGCUGAUGGCGUACCAGAAGAACGGCUGCUCCAACCCCCCGCCCGGAGGAAAGCCUCCGCUCCCCGAGGGCAUUGCCGCCGAUGUGGCCCGGAUCAUGCAGCUGGAGGAAGGGGUCCGGCCCGAGAAGAACAAGGAUCAGCCGGAGAAGCACAGAGACAAGGACCACUGCUCCAUUGACAUGAACGGCCUUGAGACGAAUGUAUAAACAGACGGGAGCGAGUGGGGCGGGGCGUGAGACAGCGAGGGAGAAUGACCCACGAGGGCGGGGUCUUUCUUCACAGUGGUGCACACUGGGAUGUGAUUGCACUGCUUUGUUUGGGAGUGUGUGAGCGUGUGCGUGUGCGUGUAUGAUGAAACAUGUGUUUGUGUGUGGCACACCAGCACAUGAGCUUAAACACAGCUACAGGGGCGAGCCAAAAGCAGCAGCAUCACCAACGCAUGUGAUUUAGGUCACUGCCGUUGCCGCUAGCAACCAGACUUACCAUGAGCCCAUCCUCUCAUGCCAGAAGACAGCUAUGAUGUCACAGGGUGGUCACAAAUACCCACUGCUGCUGUUGCAGGACAUGUCUGAUGCAGUGUGUGUGCAUGAGCACGUGUAUGUUUAAAAUCAACCUUCUGUGGACAAGCCAUACUCGACUAUACUCAACAAACUGCCUGUUCUUUUAUUAUUAUUAUUAUUAUUAUUAUUAUUAUUAUUAUUAUUAUUAUUAUUAGUAGUAGUAGUAGUAGUAGUAGUAGUAUUUGUUUUUUUGGGACUCAAAGCACAAGACAAGCAUGCAGGCUCCCGUGCUGAAGACACCACGAGGCUGCAGCGGUGCACCAAGCAACUGCAUAACCGUUUGUGGCCUCGAUAUGUAUUAUUCAUGUUCAGUGUACUCCAUUCACAAUACCUUUCCUUCCAUCCGCCUGCUUGUCAUUGUCUCCUGUGUCAAUAUAUCCUGUCUAUGGCUAUGCCCGCCUCUGGCAGAAGCUGUUGCUGGUAUUUGAACUCAAAGUCAUUUCCAGGACCAGUUUAAAGAAACAGGUCAAAAGGGAUAAGCAAGAGUACAGCAGAACCCCAACCAGACAUACAGCAUAAGUAGCAGCAACAGUACAGCAAAUGGGCACAGAAAAAAACACUUAUACAGAGAAACUACAAAAAAGUAUAGAAAUUGUACACAUUUUGUUGGCACUGUAAAAUUACCCACAACAGAUGCUGCAAGAAAAGCCUGGUAACUAGUACGAGCUACUAUCUCAGACGAGUCCAGUAUUAACAUGAAGUAAAUAACAGUGACUCUCCUGUAUUGAAGCAAGUGCAAAGGCACAGGUAGAGUUCUGAGGGUAAUAAACUAGGUAGAAGUGACCAUGAGGAGCGCAGUUCAUUCUGCUGAGUUUAUUACUGGUUUAUUAUGUUGUAUUGCCUUUGUGCUAGAUACAGAGCCCUGGAUAUUACUAUUGA